AAGUAGUCGUGCAUUAUGGGUUAAAUAUAUUGUGAUUUCUUAUUUGAUUUCAAGUUAUCCUGUUCCUGGUAAACCAUUCCUCUCACCAUCUUCAAUUGCAAAUUGCAGUAAUAUAUUCAUUUCACACUGAUUACAAGACGUUUCCUGGUUUGCCUCUUUUAUCAGCACGUUCAAACAUCUGCACCCACAACAGCUGAUUCUGUGAAUUAUUCCGCUCUUCGACCAAGUUGACGCUGGCUACAUCUCUCUAUUUCCUGAAUCAUUGAAGCAAACGGGAUGCUCAGUGCGACUCGCUAUCUCAGUCAGUAGUUCGAUACAAACGAAAGCGGUCGUCUCGUCCCGGACAGCUACCGGCUAUUAUUGGUGUACCAUUUUGCACGCUCUCAGUGACUGUGCAAGCAGCUAUUUACACUUUCAAGACACGUUCCGUGAACUUGAAAAGUUGCAAGUCAGGGCGAACGUGCAAAAAUGAGUGACGAAUGGGCCAUACUGUCCAGAGUACCGGAUAUUCUGGAAGAGUACAACUACUUGAACACAUCCAGUGAAGUGCCAGUUGUUCAAUUUGAAUACCCAGAAAACCUGAAGAACCUAAUUGACUUCACUAUCGACAACGGAGGACCACGAGAACAGUCAGAAAUAGAAUCGAUAAUCAAAGAUGUUCUUCAUUAUUCGGUAAAAACUGGUCACAGUAAUUUUCACAAUCAACUGUUUGCGGGCGUAGACCCCUAUGGAUUGGCCGGAAGCUGGAUCACGGAUGCACUUAACACAAGCCAAUAUACAUUUGAAGUGGGCCCAGUUUUCACCUUGAUUGAAGAUGCGCUGAUAAAGAAAUGUCUUGCAUUGUUCGGCUUCCAAGACGGUGAUGGAAUACUUUCGCCUGGGGGAUCCAUUUCGAACAUGUACGCUAUGGUUGCUGCAAGGUUUAGAGCGUUGCCAGAUGUGAAACGGACCGGCUUGGCAAAUCAACCCACGCUAGUAGCGUUCACUUCGGAGGAGGCACACUAUAGCAUUAAAAAAGCCGUCCAUUGGCUAGGCAUUGGAAUCGACAAUUUGGUUUUGGUGAAAACGGAUUGCCGAGGUCGUAUGAUUCCGGAUGAGUUGAAGAAGUCAAUUGAAGCUGUUAUUGAGUCCGGACGAAAACCCUUUUUCGUAAAUUCAACUGCUGGCACUACCGUACUGGGUGCGUUUGAUCCGUUUGGACGAAUUGCCGACAUCUGUCAGAAGUACAACCUUUGGAUGCACAUUGAUGGAUGUUUGGGUGGAACAGCGAUUUUGUCAAGCAACAAGACUUACCUUUUGGCAGGAUCGGAACGCGCAGAUUCUUUUGCUUGGAAUCCGCACAAAACGUUGGGCGCUCCUCUGCAGUGUUCUGUAUUCAUUCUCAAGCAGAAAGGAUUGUUACACGAGUGUAAUGCAGCCAAUGCAGAUUAUCUGUUUCAACAGGACAAAUUUUACGACAUAUCGUAUGAUACCGGUGAUAAAAGUGUCCAGUGUGGUAGAAAGGUGGACGCAUUAAAGAUUUGGCUCAUGUUCAAAGCUCGAGGGAUGAGCGGUUUGCAAGCACUCGUUGACAAUGCUUUUGAUUGUGCUCGAUAUUUCACCGAAGAAAUCCGGAGCAGAUCUGGGUUCCGAUUGGUUUUAGACGAAUAUGAGUAUACCAACAUCAGUUUUUGGUACAUUCCCAAAAAGCUACGGGUGGAAGAAGAACAUCAGGAUGCAUCUUGGUGGGCUCGCAUUUAUGAGGUCACAGCUCAAAUUAAGGAACAUAUGGUAAAGCAAGGGACCAUGCUAUUGGGAUACGUGCCCAUACCUCGGAAGAAUAUAGGCAACUUUUUCAGAAUGGUUGUGACUUGCCAUCCAAGGCCUUCAUUCGAUACUAUGAGAUUUGUUAUAGAUGAGAUAGAACGAGUAGGGGAAUCACUUUAAAUAUUUUAAUAAAAAUGUGAUGCAUUUGAUGUAUUUAA
Molecule: messenger RNA, 1964 nt
Organism: Aedes aegypti (yellow fever mosquito)
Lineage: Eukaryota; Metazoa; Arthropoda; Insecta; Diptera; Culicidae
Product: cysteine sulfinic acid decarboxylase
Exons: 5
Coding region: 469-1926 (485 amino acids)
Biological process (GO): carboxylic acid metabolic process
Cellular component (GO): cytoplasm
Molecular function (GO): carboxy-lyase activity; pyridoxal phosphate binding
Source: RefSeq, a predicted model, not a curated record